AAAGUUUGUUGACUGUUGGAAUGUUGACACCAUUUUAAAUAAAUAGUCCGGAAUUAAUACAUACAAUUAAAUCUGUUUGGCUUGAAAUCACAAUAUCUAAAAUUAAGUAAUGUUUAAUAAACGUAGUUGAAUGUAUUGAAUAAAAAAUAAACAUUCAAAUGCUUAAAUUAAAUUGUUACCAUAGCGACUUACCAAAAAUAAAUUUUCACGUCACUUACAAAAAAUGGCGUCGGCAGGGUAAGAAGAAAUAAAUGAAUAAAUCAAGCAGUGCCAAAGUCACAUUGAUCAGCCAGCUAGAUUAGCGAUUUAAACUUAAUUACACACAUUCUUACUAACAGUGGAUUUUAUAAUUUGGAGAAGCUAUAAAUCUAAGUGCAAAAUUAAUGUAGGAUCAAGAUUUUCAAUGAAAGAUUUGAAACAUGUGUAAUCCAAAGAGCACCACAUAAACUUUUGUAGCACUAUGCCAGUAUCUUCUGCUGCUUAUGACAGUUAUAGGCAUGGGUUCAACACAACUUACUCAACUUCAUAUGGAUCCAGCUCUACAUCUGUCCCCAGAGUCUCCUCUACUGGCAGGAAGACUAGCCUUACUAAUGGCUACACGUCUACCACAACAAGCUACAGGACACGCCCAUUGCCGUCUGGCCCAGGACCACUAGAUUCUAGUGGUCGGAAACUGUCAAGCUUUAAUGUUCCGUCUUAUGAAUCUCGUCGAAACAGAACCCCUACUGGGGUUACUAUGCGGAAUGGUCCAUUAAAAGCUGAUCACACAACACUUGGCACUUCAAACAGGUUCCUUACAGACACAGCCCCCUCUUCUAGAACCACUUACAGGGAUCACAGCAUCACUAGAGAUUACACAAGCAGCCGCGACAGCAGCAUUAUCCGUCCCUUGCCUGCUAAACGCCCAGAUGGUAUUCUAGGAGAUCUGACUCUGUCAAGGCCACCCAGUGGUUCCAACCGCCCUCGUAAAACAUCUAGCUUGAUCAACUUGUCCAGCCUAAAUCUAGACUCAGAUGUAAAUACUUCAUCAAAUAGGAAUCGAGGCACCAGUGUGUUUAAUGAUCGGGUCACCUCAAAUUCUUCGUCUAGGAAUAGUAGUUAUAGAGAUGAUGUUUUAACCCAAACUUCUCAUCUUGAUCGGAGUAGAGGAGAAGCAUCUUCAAGGUCACGUUACACCCCUAGCAGAGAGUCUAGCCCCAGUUCAGGGUCUAGGUAUGUCAAGGUCACAGUGGACCAUAAUGAGUAUCCAUCUAAGUCUACACUGAGCAACCAGAGUUCCAGCAGCUCAAUGUCUAAUGGAUCUAGCUACAGUAGCUCAAGCAAUCCUAGUUCUUCUGUGAAUCAUCAGGCUUCUAGUGUCAAGCACAGAGAAGGUGGCAAAGUUGGACUUAAAAAUCUGGGAAACACGUGUUUUAUGAAUAGUGUCCUGCAGUGUCUAAGCAACACAAGAAUGCUUUUAGAAUGGUGCCUGGAUGAUAAGUACAAGAAGGAAAUCAACACCACAACAAGCAAUAUGAAGGGCAGUCUGGUCACAGCUUAUGCUAACUUAAUGCAGUCAAUGUGGAAAGAAAAGGGAGACACUGGUGGAGUCUCACCUAAUGCUUUUAAGACUCAGAUACAGAAAUUUGCACCUAGAUUUAUGGGAUACGCUCAGCAGGAUAGUCAAGAGUUUUUGAGAUACUUGUUGGAGGGAUUACAUGAAGAUGUGAACAGGGUAACCAAGAAGCCAGCACCAAUUAUUCUUGAUGAUGGGCAGCUGGAGAAGAAAGUAGAUAGUGGUAAGGCAAAAGAUUACUGGAACGCAUAUCUUAAUAGGGAUGACAGUAUGAUUGUGGAUAUUUUUGUUGGGCAACUUAAAAGUGAGCUGAAAUUUUCUUCAUGUGGCCAUAGGUCUGUGACAUUUGACCCAUUUUGGGACUUGUCUGUCUCAAUUCCUAAGAAUCGUCAUGAACUCAACUUGGAGGACUGUAUCAAAUUGUUCAUGAAGGAAGAAGAAUUAGCUGCUGAAGAAAGACCAAUGUGUACAAAAUGUAAAAGGCGUCAGUCUUGCACUAAAAGUUUUUCCAUUCAACGAUUUCCCAAGAUACUUGUACUUCAUUUGAAGCGCUUUAGCCAGGAAAGAUUUGGUAGAAAAUUGACCACACAGGUUGAUUUUCCAACAGAAGGCCUUGACCUUACAGAGUUUGCUGCUGAAGGUGUGUCAGGUGGAAGAAUCCUGUAUGACCUUUAUGCAGUGUCAAAUCAUUCAGGUGGUACCAGCUCAGGACAUUACACUGCCUAUUGUAAAAAUCCUUACUCAAAUGAAUGGCACUAUUUCAAUGAUUCUAGGGUUACAAGCGCUCGAUCCAAUGAAGCUGUUUCUUCUGAAGCGUAUGUCUUAUUUUAUAAGCUAAUGAAGUAACCACUCAGUAGCAGAAGUAAUGGUGGAGAUGAAUAUUCAAAGAGCUUGUUACAGCUGGCUACAUACACUUUUAUAAUGGUGGAUUCCAGACUAACUUUUUUUUAAGUGGUGGAUUCCAGACUAGUAGGAAGCAUUGAGGAUAUUUGCAUGUAUGGAACCACAAGAUUAGUUUAACACUUCUGAAUGAACAAACCAAAGAAAUGACAAUGAUACCGUCUUUAGUUCUGUUUCAACAUAUCAUUUGUUUAUUAGGAGCUGAGGGAUUUUGUACAAAUUAAUAGAAUUUAUCAGAGAAGUUUUUAAAUAAGUAUUCAAGACUUGAGAUUUUAUUAUUAAAACCUGCUUAUUCCUAUUUUGAUAAUAAAUUUGCAUGAGCCCCUUC
Messenger RNA from Physella acuta, 2783 nucleotides. Its product is annotated as ubiquitin carboxyl-terminal hydrolase 2. The record is from RefSeq and is a predicted model, not a curated record. Gene Ontology annotation, molecular function: cysteine-type deubiquitinase activity. NCBI's taxonomy places the organism in Eukaryota, Metazoa, Mollusca, Gastropoda, Physidae. Gene Ontology annotation, biological process: protein deubiquitination.